Molecule: messenger RNA, 735 nt
Organism: Cladocopium goreaui
Lineage: Eukaryota; Dinophyceae; Suessiales; Symbiodiniaceae
Source: the annotation of a GenBank genome assembly
AUGGGGAAACGAAAAGCUGGAGAAAACUCUGAGGAACCGCAAGCGAAAGUCAGUAAGGCUGCAAAAGCCAAGGCUGGAGCAGCCAAGGCUGAACCAAGAGCUAAGGCUGAACCAAAAGCCAAGGUUGAGCCAGCACCCAAGGCUGAACCGAAAGCGGAACCCAAAAGGCUUUCCAGGUCAAAGAGCAAGGUUUCUUCCAGCAUAGCCCCAUUGCUGGAUGCUGAAAAUGAUGCAGCUGCUUUAGCUUCGUCCACAGGUGCCAAGUACAACGUGGAGCUGAUGCAGUCUUGCCAGGAUUCCCUCCAGAGCCUGGUCGAAAGCACUUGGCAAAAGAGCAUCAAUGACUUGGGGGAGCGCUACUACAGCACGCCCUCCCGUUUCCAUGACCGUGUGCGAGUUGCCAUCGCGCCUGACUGGCAUGUGUCCUGUGAUGCGAAGAAAGUGAAGCCUGUCAGCCCGCUUGAGAAUGUGAUGGCUUUCGUUUUGUCCAUGUACCGAGAUAACGAAGAUGAAGAACUCAUGGUGCAAUGGAAGCGCUUUGCCUUGACUGUUACCUUUGAGUAUGUGGUUGCCACAUCCGAUGCGGACAUCUACUUCCUGUCGGCCAACCAGCGACAGGAUAUCAUGAGUGACAAAGAGACCAUGUGCCACACUGCCCUCCAGAAAAUCUUCAGCGUUUUGGCCUGCAAGGCACGCAUGGAGAAGAUCUCAGGUCCUCAAAGUAACUUGGCUUGA